Molecule: messenger RNA, 3733 nt
Organism: Halichondria panicea
Lineage: Eukaryota; Metazoa; Porifera; Demospongiae; Suberitida; Halichondriidae
Product: probable phospholipid-transporting ATPase IIA
Exons: 29
Coding region: 102-3548 (1148 amino acids)
Biological process (GO): retrograde vesicle-mediated transport, Golgi to endoplasmic reticulum; endocytosis; phospholipid translocation
Cellular component (GO): plasma membrane; trans-Golgi network; endosome
Molecular function (GO): magnesium ion binding; ATPase-coupled intramembrane lipid carrier activity; ATP hydrolysis activity
Source: RefSeq, a predicted model, not a curated record
UGCUGUGUCAGCACUAUGGGCUCUAUUUGGAUCAUGAAAUAAUUUGUAGCUCAGACUAGACUUAACUUGACUGCUAGAUCUGACGACAAGCAAGCUAAGCCAUGGAUGAAGAUGAGCUCCCAUCACUGAGUUUCCCAUCCCCCUGGAGCAGGAAUGGGCGUGGCAUAGACACUACAAGGGGUCGUGGCAGAGGUGUAAGAUACUCUGCGCUGGAUGUGAAGGAUCUUGACGAGGUGCCACUCAUGAGUGAGGAUGGUGUGGGCGGGAGUGAUGAGGAGACUGUGUGGGAGGGUGGUGGAAGCCACACAAGAUGGCAGCGACGGAUACGCUCACACUCCACACUAGUGAGCCUGCUCUUCAACGGAGGGUGGGUUGUCGUACUCAAGAACUGUGUCUCUUCACUGCUCUCUGUGUGUAGACGUAAGAAACAACCACAGUCACGGACCAUCAGUCUUGGCCACACUGACAACCAUCAGAGGUACGCACACAACAAGAUAUGCAAUCAGAAGUACACCAUGUGGACCUUCUUCCCAAAGAUUUUGUAUGAGCAGUUCAAGUUCUUCUUGAACCUUUACUUUCUGGCAGUGGCUCUCACUCAGUUCAUUCCUCAGCUCAGGAUAGGCUACCUCUACACCUACUGGGCUCCACUGUGUUUCGUGAUUGCCGUGACAACACUGAGGGAGUUCUACGAUGACCUGAAGAGAUAUUGGAGGGACAGGGAGAUCAACUCACAACGAUACCACAAACUGACUCCCAAAGGGAGAGUGGUCACUACAGCCAGUCAAAUACAAGUCUCUGACAUUCUUAUCAUAGAGAAGAAUCAGCGUGUGCCUGCUGAUCUGAUUCUCCUACGAACCACUGAGAAGUCUGGAACAUGUUUCGUACGCACAGACCAAUUAGACGGAGAGACAGACUGGAAGUUGAGGGUGGCCACUUGUCAGGGUUUGACCUCCAAUGAGGAGUUGUUUGGCGUCAACGGCUCAGUGUUUGCAGAGCCACCUCAAAAAGAUAUUCACAGCUUUGUCGGAAAACUUACAACGCAGAAUUCUGAUUCCGAGACCAAAGAAGACCCGCUUGGAGUGGAGAACACACUGUGGGCCAACACUGUACUAGCAUCAGGAUGUGCAGUGGGUGUGGUUAUCUACACUGGGGGUGAUACGAGGAGCGUCAUGAACACCACCACCCCAAGAUCAAAGAUUGGUUUGGUAGACCUGGAGAUCAACAGACUGACCAAGAUUCUGUUCCUAGCCACUGUAGUGUUCUCUGUAGCCAUGCUGGCACUCAAGGGUUUCUCUGGGCUCUGGUUUGUGUACCUCAUUCGAUAUGUCAUCCUCUUCUCCUACAUCAUUCCAAUCAGUCUCCGUGUGAACCUGGACAUGGGUAAGGUGUUAUACAGCUGGAGCAUACAGAGAGAUCGUCUCAUCCCGGACACCAUUGUCCGUACCAGCACCAUUCCUGAGGAGCUGGGCAGGAUAGAGUACCUCCUCACUGACAAGACUGGCACUCUCACCAGGAAUGAGAUGGUAUUUCGUAAGCUCCACUUGGGUAGUGGUGCCUACAGUACAGAGUCCAUGCCAGAGGUGAAGGAGAACGUGAGACAAGUGUUUCAGGAGCAGUCAGAAGUCAUUACUCCACAAACUGGGCAAAGACCUGCAAUCUCUCAGCGAGCAUCCAUUAAUCAUCUGUUUGAGUGUGUGAAGGCGAUUGCUCUCUGUCACAAUGUGUCCCCUGUACUGGACGAAGAUGAGUCACAUGACUUGGAGGACGGGUCAUGUGAUAGUGGGUCAGAACAAGAGGCAGUGGUGCUGUACGAAAAGGAUAGGUCUAACCAGAGUGGCAGUAUUUCAUAUCAAGCCUCAAGUCCUGAUGAGAUAGCUCUAGUAAGGUGGAGUGAGAGUGUGGGACUGACCCUGGUGGAGAGAGACCUAACCAGCAUGCAGCUACAAGGACCCAAUGGCCACAGACUCAACUACAAGAUAUUGCAGCUCUUCCCCUUCACUUCAGAGUCAAAGAGGAUGGGCAUCGUUGUGAAGAGUGUUGAUAGUGGUGAGAUAGUGUUCUACAUGAAGGGUGCAGACACUGUCAUGGCUUCUAUAGUGCAGUACAACGACUGGCUGGAUGAAGAAUGUGGUAACAUGGCGAGGGAGGGACUGCGUACUCUAGUGGUGGGGAAGAGGGUGCUCACUGAAGAUCAGUACGCCAGCUUUGAGACUCGGUACAAGCAGGCCAAACUGAGUGUGACUGAUCGGGCCUCCCAGGUAGCGGCAGUUGUGGGGGGACUGGAGGAGAAUCUGGAGCUCCUCUGUAUCACUGGAGUGGAGGACCAGCUGCAGACUGAUGUCAGGCCCACACUGGAGCUGCUCAAGAAUGCUGGUAUCAAGGUGUGGAUGUUGACUGGGGACAAGUUGGAGACAGCCACUAGUAUUGGACGUAGCUCAAAGCUCAUCUCUAAGACACAGACUCUCUUCACCUUCAAACAAGUGGGCAGCCGGAGUGAGGCUCACACUGAGCUCAACAACUGGAGGAAGAAGAACGACUGUGCUCUCAUAAUAGCAGGGGAUUCACUCGAGCUGUGUCUCCAGUACUACGAGAGUGAGUUUGUUGAGCUGGCGUGUCAGUGUCCAGCUGUCAUCUGUUGUCGGUGCUCGCCCACUCACAAGGCACAGGUCGUCAGUCUCCUACGAAACCACACCCACAAACCCGUAUGUGCGGUGGGGGACGGGGGUAACGAUGUGAGCAUGAUCCAGGCGGCUAAUGUUGGAGUGGGGAUUGUGGGGAAGGAGGGGAAGCAAGCAUCUCUAGCAGCUGACUUCUCUGUCACUCAGUUCAGCCACAUCAGUCGAUUAUUAGUCUGGCAUGGGAGGAACAGUUACAAGAGGUCGGCUGCUCUAAGUCAGUUUGUGAUGCACAGAGGUCUCAUAAUCUCCGUCAUGCAGGCUGUGUUUUCUUCUAUAUUCUACUUUGCAGCUGUAGCCCUCUAUGAAGGAGUGCUCAUGGUCGGGUACUCCACGAUCUACACCAUGUUCCCUGUGUUCUCGCUGGCUCUGGAUGAAGACGUAUCAGCUGACAUUGCUCUCAUGUACCCUGAACUCUACCAGGAGCUGAUGAAGGGACGAUCUCUCACACUCAAGACAUUCCUCAUCUGGGUCCUCAUCUCCAUCUAUCAAGGUGGUGUGAUAAUGCUGGUGGGAUUUCUUCUCUUCGAGUCGCAGUUCAUCCACGUUGUGUCCAUCACGUUCACGGCCCUCGUGCUCACAGAGCUACUUAUGGUGGCACUCAAGAUACGAACAUGGCACUUCCUGAUGGUCCUGGCCGAGGUCGUCUCUGUCGUCAUUUAUAUCCUCUCUCUCUUUGUCCUCAAAGAUUACUUUGACUCCUCCUUCUUACUGACGUUUGGUUUUGUGUGGAAGACGCUGGCUGUGACUGGAGCAAGCUGUGUGCCACUGUUCAUUGCCAAGUUCAUGCAGCGAUGGUGUGCUCCCUCCAGCUACACCAAGCUACUCAAGAAGAACACCAUGCUUAGAAACUGUUGCAAACUAACUUGCUAGUUUAUGUAUAUACAGCUAGUGCAAAUCAAUUUCAAUCACAUAAUUUUUAUUUUAUCGAUGCAUGACCGACAUUAAUUCCUCACGAAGUAGAAUUUUGUACCACUCUCUCAGCACAUAUACAUAUACGAGUUUCAAAUUUAACAACAAUAGUUAAUUAAUUUUGACAUAAUUAUGAACAAUGAGAA